Messenger RNA from Zygosaccharomyces rouxii, 489 nucleotides. RefSeq lists its product as uncharacterized. The coding region runs from base 1 to 489 and encodes 162 amino acids. Lineage: Eukaryota; Fungi; Ascomycota; Saccharomycetes; Saccharomycetales; Saccharomycetaceae. The transcript has a single exon. The record is from RefSeq and is a predicted model, not a curated record.
AUGAAUGAUUCUAUGUUGUCGUCAGCAGCAGUAGUGAGACAAGAAGUAGUAAAUGAUUCAACCAUCAAUAGACUCAUUUGUUCAUUUUUUUUUCACCUCCAUAUAUAUAAUGACUGGGGUACUCAUCGCGUGGCUCCGGUAGAGGCAGAAUGGAACCUCCGGUCGCGCGAGAACUUUAAUUCCCGACGGGCCGAAAUAAGCGAAACUUUUCCACUCAAGAAAAGAUCGUGGGGGAAGCCGCCAAGCUCUCUGAAAAAAAAAAAAGCGGAGGACGAUUUCCGGAUGAGUCAUCCCAGAAUGUUUUCCUCAGAGAACCUCGCAGUAAACAGAGGGCGCAGAAAAACACGCAGUAGGAGAAAUCGAACGGGGUUAUCGGUUGCUCUAGUAACGACCUCGGAAAUAGUAGGGAGGGAGGAGGAUGGUUCCGGGAUGGAGACAAAAGGCAGAGGAGUAGUAGGAAGUACGGCGUUAAUAUCGGCGGCUCGGUAG